UUCAGUAUUUUAUGAGCUCUUCUUCGCUUCCUCCACCACAGAAUCAAGUUCAUAUUUGGUUGAGUAGCGUAUCGAAGCACACAGUAGAGAAUCUUUUCAAGUUAUUAUCCUUGGAAGAAAAAAUGAAGUGUAAGGAAUUCCUGUCUUUAGAGAGUCGAGAUACGUUUAUUGUAGGAAGAGGUGUUAUGAGAACUGCUUUAUCAAAAUAUUUGACGAUUUGUGAACCUAAAGAUUUGAGCUUUACGACUUUGGAAGGUGGAAAACCUGUGCUUCAAAGCAGUAUUCCUUCGACUCCUCGAAUAUCUUUCAGCUUAUCGCAUACGAAAGGUUUAUGUGCAGUGGCAAUUUCGUGUGACAGAGAGAUUGGCAUAGAUAUAGAAAAUAAGAAUAGAAAAGUGAAAGGUUAUCUUGACAUUGCAAAGAAGUAUCUUUCGGAUGCCGAGUUGAAUUGGUUAUUGAGUCAACCUAGUUAUCAGCAAAUGGAAUCGUUUCUCCGUAUUUGGACAUUGAAGGAAUCUCUUGUCAAAGCAACUGGAGAAGGUAUUGCAAAAGGUUCACUGAAAAGUUUUGAAUUAGAUACGGAAGCGUUGGACAAUGUGUUACACAGUUGUAGAAAAAUAGUUGUCGGAAAAUAUUCCAGGUCGACGUAUAACUUUUUGCUCUUAGAAAACAUUGAACCUGUUUUUAUUGCAGUCUCAAUAUCUUAUCCCCACGUAGAAAAGAUUUCGUUUUUAGAUAUCGAAGGAAAUUGCUUCUUAACUGAAUCAGCUUUCCGUCCAGAUGUGAACAUUUCACAAGAGGUCUGUCAAGUCUGUUGUUUAGAAAAUAGCAAUAAUGAGGCAGAACCUGCAAAAUAUAGAUGUCCUUCUUGUGGAACACGAACUUGUUCAGUGCUUUGUGUAAGAAAACAUAAAGAACAAACAGGUUGUGAGGGAAAGCGACAAAAAUCCAACUUCAUACCAAUGACGCAAUAUACGGAAGACACUUUUUUAAACGAUUAUACUUUUUUGGAAGAAGUACAUCGUGCGUCAUCGUCGGCACUGGUGCAACUACAACGUUUGAAGGACGACCAAAAAAGCAGUUUUCACAUCCAAAAGAAGAACAAACUACUUGAGAGAAAAGCAAAACAGUCGAAUGUCAGUGUUUGUUUUCUUCCUCGAGUUUUCACCAAGGCAAAGUUGAAUGAAUCCGUUUACUCUUUUAAGAACUGUUGCAUCUUUUGGUCACUUCGUUUGGUUUUUCCAUAUUUGAAACUCGCCUGGCAACUUAUGCGUGUUAACGAGAAUGAGCCUCUGAAAGAAUUGUUUGAACGUAUUCUCCAAUCAGUUCCUCCCCUUUCAGGAAAUAAGAACCUAUCUCAGCUUCGACAGACCUACUCAAAAUAUAAAGUGGAAGAGUUGCAAGUCAGAUAUUGCAAGGAAAAGUAGUCGUCGAGUUUCCAACAAUUGCU
Molecule: messenger RNA, 1450 nt
Organism: Galdieria sulphuraria
Lineage: Eukaryota; Rhodophyta; Bangiophyceae; Galdieriales; Galdieriaceae
Product: phosphopantetheine-protein transferase
Exons: 5
Coding region: 12-1427 (471 amino acids)
Biological process (GO): box C/D snoRNP assembly; maturation of LSU-rRNA from tricistronic rRNA transcript (SSU-rRNA, 5.8S rRNA, LSU-rRNA); snoRNA localization
Cellular component (GO): nucleus; pre-snoRNP complex
Molecular function (GO): holo-[acyl-carrier-protein] synthase activity; magnesium ion binding
Source: RefSeq, a predicted model, not a curated record